GAUGUGUACUGUGACAUGGACACUGAUGGAGGAGGAUGGACGUUGUUUCAGAAGCGCAUGGACGGCUCUGUUGACUUCUAUAGAAAUUGGACCUCAUACAAAGACGGGUUUGGAAAUUUAAGUUCAGAACACUGGCUAGGUAACGACAAGAUCCACCUCCUGACUGAACAAGACAGCUAUGAGCUGCGUGUGGAUAUGGAGGACGCGGAUGGUAUCUGGGCGUACGCUCACUAUGACAACUUUGCCAUCUCAUCAGAGUCGGCCAACUAUCAGUUGACUGUUGGAACAUAUUCUGGGACCGCGGGUGAUUCACUAGCACUGCUUCACAAUGGAAUGGAGUUCACUACGAAAGAUCAUGGCAGCAAUGGCGGUAAUUGUGCGAUUACUUUCAAGGGGGCGUGGUGGUAUGGCAGCUGUCACCUUUCGAACUUGAACGGCCUGUAUCACCUUGGUGACCACACGUCAUUCGCUGACGGGGUCAACUGGAAAACAUUCAGGGGUUAUUAUCACUCCUUGAAGACAACCGAGAUGAAGAUCCGCCCUGUUAAUUUUUAG
Messenger RNA from Lingula anatina, 555 nucleotides. RefSeq lists its product as uncharacterized. Lineage: Eukaryota; Metazoa; Brachiopoda; Lingulata; Lingulida; Lingulidae. The record is from RefSeq and is a predicted model, not a curated record. Gene Ontology annotation, molecular function: protein binding.